Messenger RNA from Portunus trituberculatus (swimming crab), 3298 nucleotides. Its product is annotated as protein HID1-like. The transcript has 16 exons. Gene Ontology annotation, cellular component: Golgi medial cisterna; Golgi trans cisterna; membrane. The record is from RefSeq and is a predicted model, not a curated record. The coding region runs from base 640 to 3150 and encodes 836 amino acids. Lineage: Eukaryota; Metazoa; Arthropoda; Malacostraca; Decapoda; Portunidae.
AAGUACAGAUCCGAAGGCCGUGAGAGUCCUGCCUGCUUGACUUAACCUUGAGGUGAGCCACGAGCAAAACAUUAAUAACAGCCCUGGCUUGCCUUUACAUAACGGAGGCCGGUGCGUCAUUCUGUAUCACGCCGUUUCCUCUGGAGUCAGAGGUGAGAAAUCAGUGCUCACUCUUUCCUUGUAUUCUGGACUAGAAGCUUUGACAGAACGCUGAACAGAGCAAUCCCGUACGCUGAAACAAAUAUAAAAGGCUCUAAUUGAAUUACCACGAGUUUUAGUAAUGUUUUAUGGUCUAAUAUGGCUUAACAUGAUUCCUACACGCUAUUGAAAAUCCUGUUUCACUCUAGCUUUUGAAAAUAGUAAAAGCGAAUAAGCAAAGCGUUUUAGGAUACGGACCCAAAUCCUCCCCUUUGAUAGUUACACAACAGACAUUACUACGUUCCAUAAGACGUAGUUUCCUCCGACCCAAGGAAGUCUGGUUAAGAGUGAGCCAAUCCUUUUCUGUGCUGCGUCGCCUCGGAGCAUUAGCGAGCCAAACACCCGCUGCCAUCACCAAGCUGUCACACUCCCACGUCUCGCCUCACUCCCUCACUUCGCCACUCGCCCCGGCGCCACGGCAGCAUCCUUAUCUGACUAGUGAUGGGCAAUGCAGACACCAAAUUGCACUUCAGGAAAGCGGUGGUGCAAUUGACGACCAAGACACAGCCCAUCGAUGCGGGAGAUGACCACUUCUGGGAGCAGUUCUGGGGGGAGCACGUCCAGUCUGUGCAGGAUGUCUUUGCCCUCAUCCCUGCUGCUGAGAUACGGUCGCUGCGGGAGGAGGCACCAUCUAACCUAGCUACGCUGUGCUACAAAGCUGUGGAGCGGCUGGUAAGAGCAGCUGAUACUGGGUGCUCCACACAGCCUGAACAGCAAGUGGUGUUGAACUGUGUGAGGAUCUUGACACGGGUGCUCCCCUACAUCUUUGAGGACCCAGACUGGAGGGGAUUCUUCUGGUCCAGCCUGCCAGCCAGUGGGGAUGAGGGAGAGUCGGUGCCCCUUGCCCACAGCCUUAUCCAUGCCCUUUGUGACCUGCUCUUCUGUCCAGAUUUCACUGUCACUCCCAACAAGAAGACAGGGCCUGACAAACAUGAGGACCUGCAGAGUAUUGACAGCUGUGAGUACAUCUGGGAGGCAGGUGUUGGAUUUGCCUCCUCUCCCCCACACUUGCCAGCCCAUGACACUAACCGUACUGAGAUUCUCAAGCUGAUUCUCACCUGCUUCAGCCAGACCAUCUACCAGCCCUCUUCAGAGAUGAGUGAGGUGCCAAACAGGUGGAUUGCAGCCUUCACGUGGGCUGACAACCGCCACGCCCUGCCUCUCUUCACCUCACUGCUUAACACAGUGUGCGGCUACAACCCCACGGGCCUCGGGGUGCCCUACAACCACCUCCUCUUCUCAGACUACCGUGAACCCCUGGUGGAGGUGGCCCUGCAAAUCCUCAUCACAACCUUGGACCAUGACAUCACCUCCACCUCACCCCCGAACCAGGAGGAGCCCACCAUGCCCAGCAACCUCUUCAUCAACUACCUGAGUCGCAUCCACCGCGAGGAAGACUUCUCCUUCGUGCUGCGUGGCUUCACUCGCCUCCUCAACAACCCGCUACAGCAAACCUACCUCCCACACUCCACCAAGAAGGUCAACUUCCACCAGGAGCUGCUUGUUUUCUUCUGGAAGUUCUGUGACUACAAUAAGAAGUUCUUGUUUUACGUCCUGAAGAGCAGUGAUGUAUUGGACAUCCUGGUGCCCAUCCUGUACCACCUCAAUGAUGCCCGGGCUGACCAGUCUCGAGUUGGCCUGAUGCACAUUGGGGUGUUCAUCUUGCUGCUGCUGAGUGGGGAGAGGAACUUUGGUGUGAGACUCAAUAAGCCGUACACCGCCUCAGUGCCCAUGGACAUCCCGGUGUUUACUGGCACUCAUGCAGACCUGAUGAUCAUCGUGUUCCAUAAGAUCAUCACCACAGGGCACCAGCGACUGCAACCACUCUUUGACUGCCUCCUCACCAUCCUUGUCAAUGUGUCACCAUACAUCAAGACUAUGUCCAUGGUGGCGGCCAACAAGCUGCUGCACCUGCUGGAGGCAUUCUCCACUCCCUGGUUCCUGUUCUCUGCCCCGCACCACCACCACCUUGUCUUCUUCCUCCUCGAGACGUUCAACAACAUCAUCCAGUACCAGUUUGAUGGGAACAGCAACCUGGUGUACACAAUCAUUAGGAAGCGGCAGGUGUUCCACUCUCUAGCCAACCUCCCCACUGACUGCUCCACCAUCAACAAGUCCCUCACUCGCCGGGGGAAGCGUACCCUCACCCGCCACCCUUCCACCGAGUCCACCCGCGGGCCCCCCACCAUGGAGGGUGCCCUGCCUGCCCAGCCCGCCCAGCCCGGCACCCAAACCGCCACCCUUGCCGCCAUGCCAGGCUUGGAGAAGAUGACAGAGAAGGAGUCAGCCCACCCGACCACACAGCAGCUUCACAACCUCACCUCCGUCACCACUAAUGGAGAUCUGGUGGGUCCUCUUUCACCCCAAGUACCCCCAACCCCAGCUACCCCAGAGGAUGGUGCCCAGCUCCCCAUUGGCACCAGCAUCCAGCCCCCAGCCCUCCAUCACUCCCUCCCUGCCAUCCAAGACCUCAAGCUGACUGACAAGUGUACUGAUGAAAACUGUCCCCAGCCUGGACGUGAAGACAGCCCCACCCCUUCCCUCAACUCUGGGGUGUCUGACUCCUCUGGCCCCAGCAUGAGCCAUGUGCCUGCCUCCUCUCCUGGCCCCCAGCCUUGGACACCCACCACGGCCUGGGUGCUGAGCUGGAAGGCUAAACUGCCCCUCCAGACCAUCAUGAGGCUCCUGCAGGUGUUAGUGCCGCAGGUGGAGAAGAUCUGUAUUGACAAGGGCCUGACCGAUGAAAGUGAGAUACUGAGGUUCCUGCAGCAUGGCACCCUGGUUGGCCUACUGCCCGUGCCACAUCCCAUCCUGAUCCGCAAGUACCAGGCCAACUCUGGCACAGCUACCUGGUUCAGGACUUACAUGUGGGGCAUCAUAUACCUCAGAAAUGUUGACCCUCCCAUUUGGUAUGACACGGAUGUCAAGUUGUUUGAGAUCCAGCGUGUGUGAGGGACUGGCUAACUUGUGUGUGUGUGUGUGUGUGUGUGUAUGUGUGUGUGUGUAUUUACCUAUUUGUAUUUACCUAUUUGUGUAUUACAGGGCCCGAGCUAAGCUCUCUGUGUCCUGUCUCCUUGUCCAUUCCUGUCAUAUCUCUCUU